Molecule: messenger RNA, 2994 nt
Organism: Aspergillus oryzae RIB40
Lineage: Eukaryota; Fungi; Ascomycota; Eurotiomycetes; Eurotiales; Aspergillaceae
Product: glycoside hydrolase family 71 protein
Exons: 8
Coding region: 1-2994 (997 amino acids)
Biological process (GO): mating projection tip cell wall disassembly
Molecular function (GO): glucan endo-1,3-alpha-glucosidase activity
Source: RefSeq, a predicted model, not a curated record
AUGUUUGUGUGGUCGAUCUUGCUGACCUUGCUUCUGGCAGGUACCAGCCAUGGAAAAGCCGUAUUUACUCAUUUCAUGGUCGGCAAUACUGGAAACUAUAUAGGAAGUGAUUUCCAUGAUGAUAUCACCAAGGCCAAGGAAGCUCACAUUGAUGCCUUUAUCCUGAAUAUGGCGAAUGCCGACCCCGUCAAUGACGCGGUAGUGUCAAUAUUCUUUCAGGAGGCCGAAAGGCUUGGGUUCCAUGACGUGAUCAAUAUGAUCAACAACUACGGCGGGAAGGCCUCCUACUACCACUACGAAGGCAAGCCUUUGGUGUCAACCUUUGAAGGCCCUGCAAAUUCAGAUGAUUGGCUCAUCAUCAAGCAGUCCACAGGAUGUUUCUUUGUGCCAGACUGGUCGUCGUUGGGAGCCAAGCCAGCAGUGGAGCUAGGCACGGCGGACGGUCUGUUCAACUGGGCCGCUUGGCCAUGGGGAGGUCAAGAAAUGAACACUUACGUCGACGCCUCGUACACGGAAUAUCUUGAUGAGCUUCCUUACAUGAUGCCGGCUUCACCAUGGUUCUAUACAAACCUUCCCGGAUAUAAGAAGAAUUGGCUGUGGCGAGGAGACAACUUGUGGUAUGACAGGUGGCAGGAAAUCUGGUAUCUCAAGCCACCGUUUGUUCAAAUUAUCUCCUGGAACGACUAUGGCGAGUCUCACUAUAUCGGACCACUACGAGACUAUGCCAUGGAGGCCUUCGACAUUGGCCGAGCUCCCUAUAACUAUGUCACUGACAUGCCUCAUGAUGGCUGGCGGCUCUUUCUUCCAUUUUUGAUCGACACCUAUAAGUAUGGAAAAGCCACAAUCGAUAAGGAGGGCUUGACUGUCUCAGGAGGAACCUCUGGUAACACUGCGAGCCAGCUUCAAAUUGAGUUUCAUCCAACAGAGAUCGUACAGGACCACAUCUUCUUCUCUGUUCUCCUUAGUGCUCCGGCAACCGUUACGGUCAGUGUUGGUGGAGUAUCCCAACAAGCCAGCUGGACUUGGCAACCGGACGGAGGUGUCGGUAUCUACCAUGGCAGUGUUCCUUUCGGUUCUAGCCUGGGAGACGUCGUCGUCACGUUAUCGCGCUCUGGGAAGCAGGUAGCCCAGGUCCACGGCAGCUCCAUAUCCACGAAUUGCGUCAAGGGGCUGACGAAUUGGAAUGCCUGGGUCGGCAGCGCCAGUGCUAGUGAAAGUGUCAAUGCGAAGCCGGAAACGAAUCUUUUCAAUCAGAAAUGUAUAAAUGGCACCGGAGCCAAUAACUUUGCUGGUCUAUGUGAGUUCGGUUGCAAAUAUGGCUACUGUCCUCUCGGUGCCUGUUACUGCCAGCUUCAAGGGGAGCCUCGAGAAACACCCAAUGCGACCGGACCCAUGGGCUAUCCUCAAGCAGGACUCGAUGCCAGCUAUAGCGGUCUCUGCGCGUUUGACUGCCCUCAUGGAUUCUGCCCCGACACCGCAUGCAGCACCGUCUCUGCACCGUUGUCCACGCCCACUGUCUCACCCUUUUUACCUCCAGCAUGCAUCGGCGGUACAGGGGAAGGUAAUCUCGCCGGUCUUUGUGACUUCAUGUGUAAUUUGGGGUUCUGUCCUAUCAAUGCGUGUACAUGUACUGCCCAAGGUGCUCUUCACACGCUCCCUGAAGCAACAGAUAAGGUUGGUGAAGCGGGUCCAGGAAUGGAUGAAACUGUCUAUGGACCCCUUUGCGAGUUCACCUGCAAGUAUGGAUACUGUCCCGAAGGCGCAUGUGCCAUCUCUACGUCUGGUGGAGAGGGUGACGACAAGGGCUCUGGUGAUGUCUAUGUAGAUCCAGGCAUCUUCCUGAAACCUUCCCCUGUUGUCGGAUGUAUUCCGCCUUGUACUCUGAUAAUGCCAGACCUGCUCCUGAAUAACCCAACGACAAUCUAUUUAUCUCCGGUGGCUACGUCCAUUACCUUGGGAACCACCACUAUCAAGACCCUUUACCCCAGCCCCAUUACUACCACGGCUAUGAGCUAUUUUAAUAUGCCUGUCGGCCCCGGUCAAACGAGACCCUUCUCCUUCUAUCUGACUCCCAGCUAUUCUCCGGAGCCCGUCACAUUGGAGGCGGACGGUACUUCCACCACAAUCUUCAUACCUCCAGUCUCUAUCCAGUCAAUUACACCAGGUGAUAUCGCGACUUCUACAAUCACGACCACGACACACCGUGCCCAGACCUCACCGGCUACCUCCGCUACCUCAACGACGGUUGUUCCAGUAUGGGUCCAGGCUGGAGGCUUCUAUUGGUCUCCGGUACCCCAGCCUACCCCGAAACCGGAGGAUAUACCCGUGCCCCCACUGCCCUCGUUUCCUCCGAUCCCCAAGGCACCACGCUUCAAACUCUUCGAUUUGUUCUCAAUCGACUGCCCCCCAAACCGAUUCCUUCCAACAACCACUUUUACCAGCCACGCCCCGUUCCCCUCCUGUACAGAUAUCAAUAGCCCCGGCUGCGGACAUCGCUGUACCUCGAACUGCGGUAGCAGUUCCAGCGAGGAGAGCACCGCGCAGACAGCCACCAACUACUGGGUCACUUGCUCUGACACCAGCUGCUCCACCACAAAGACGGCCACUUUUACCGGAUGCUCAGUGACUAACUCGGCCACGACAACGGGCAAGUAUUGUCCGACGGGUGUCAAGAUCAAUCCCAAUGACGACCAGGGGGCUAAUGGUUAUCCCCCACGAACGACCUCUAUCAUCACUACCAGUAUCCCGGAGAUUGCCGUCGUCGGGGGCGAUCCAUAUACGGUAACGGGAGGAACCAUCAAUGUCGAUGGCACGACUAUCCGGGUGCCCAACGUGGAUGGCAACGAGCAGCAUGGUUGCCGUGCCAGUGUUCCCAACGGCCAAGCCAACUUCCGACUCAGGAUCCCACUCCACUACCUCCUCGACGACCACGUCUACCAUUACUACUACCACCAGCUCGGCAAAGCCAGCGCCUACCUCUGCGGAUGGUUGUGA